Messenger RNA from Dermochelys coriacea (leatherback sea turtle), 1170 nucleotides. Its product is annotated as gamma-crystallin B-like. Bases 406 to 801 code for a protein of 131 amino acids. NCBI's taxonomy places the organism in Eukaryota, Metazoa, Chordata, Testudines, Dermochelyidae. The record is from RefSeq and is a predicted model, not a curated record. Gene Ontology annotation, molecular function: structural constituent of eye lens. The transcript is spliced from 2 exons. Gene Ontology annotation, biological process: lens development in camera-type eye; visual perception.
CCUGAUCUAUACCAGUAGCAGAAGAGAAUAAAGAAUGCAGACUUAGAGGAAUUAAUCCCUGUAUAUUAAACACUCAGAGCCCAAUUUUGCUCUUACAAUGAUGUAAAUGAGGAUCAAUCUCACUGAAAUCAAAGGAGUGUAUUAUUUUUAUCAUUACAGUCAGAAAAAAGGAAGGCCCAGACACUUCAUGCUUAGUGUGCUGAACAGAGAAAAAUUGGAAUGCCAGGACGCCGUCACACUGUAUACGAUGUUACUGAAAACUCUGACGAUUUUUUCUUGCACUAGAUCAUCCUUUUCGAGGACAGAAACUUCCAGGGCCGCUCCGUUGAGUGCAGCAGCGACCGUCCAGAUUUGCAAAGUCAGCUCAGCCGCUCUAACUCUGUUCGUGUGGAAAGUGGCUGCUUCAUGCUCUAUGAACGUCCCAACUUCCAGGGACAGCAGUUCUUUCUGAAACGGGGGGAUUAUCCUGACAUGCAGUCUGAGGGUUUCAGCACCUCCAUUAAGUCCUGCCGAAUGAUCCCACCUCACAGGGGCACCUACAGGAUAAAGAUCUAUGAGAAGGAGGAUCACAGAGGCAACAUGGUAGAGUUAACCGAGGACUCGCCGCAUGUCAUGGACCAGCUACGUGCCCACGAGAUGCUCUCUUGUUCUGUGCUGGACGGGCACUGGAUCCUUUACGAAUUGCCGAAUUAUAGAGGCCGCCAAUACCUGCUGAGGCCAGGGGAAUACAGGAGAUUCAGCGAUUGGGGCUCUAUGAGUGGCAAAGUCGGCUCUUUGAGACGUGCCACUGAUCUUUACUGAAUCAAGACUCCUUUCGCCUGGAAGGGUCUCAAUGAAUAAAAUGCUUUAACAGCCACUGUGCACUCAACGUGCUGUUGUAAGUGUACUAAGGGGAACGUCAAGGCUUAUCUUGGGCUACGGUAUCAUCUUCUGAACCAAAGUUGUCCCUCAUCUUUCCCUGCCCUCUCACAGCACUGUAUAGCUACUUCCAGCACAAAGGACCCAACGCCAAACACAGGGCUCAGGCCUGGGCAGCCACACAAGGGAGUACGGGAGCACAAGGCUCUGUCCCAAUCAGCUCCAUGGUUUUGCAGACCUUACACAAUAUGCAGUGCAGGACACGUAGUAGGAGCUGAAUCAUAGAGUGAAACAUCCAGGACUUGGACUAUA